AUGCCAACCCACCUCCGAUCAAAGUCUCAGAGCGGGACGGCUAGUCUGUAUACUACCCGCUUCUGGCAGUGGGACAGAUUCUUCGUCGGCGAAAGCAAGACCACGGAUCCAAGCAGCCUGACGGCCAUCACCAGCUACCCAAACAGCUUGAACUGGAACGAGAUGCGAGACCGCGACAGGGGCGGUCCAAGGAAAUACAUCCUGCGCCCGGUCAAGAUUCGUCGCAAAGACACCGAGUGGCUUGCCACGAUCCCGAUCCGCGCCAUCUACUUCCCCGUCUGCCAGCAGACCGACGAGGCGUACAAGCAGUACUGCACCUACGUCGUCAUCGACUUCAAGGCGCGCGACACCAUCAACUGCUUCAACAUCGCAGGAGAGCCGCGUACCUAUCCGUCCACGCGCGAAGCAGGCCUUGGCCUGAAUAAGGACCUGACGUGGCUCUUCAAGGUCCCGGACCUCAUCACCUACCUGACCAUUCCCCACAAGCUGCGCAAUCCGGAGUACGGCGUCUACAACGCGACGACGAGGACCGACGCGCUGUUCCUCGUCGGGCACGCGGGGCGUACCUGGACGGCGAGCGAUACCGUCCACACGGAUGGGUUCAUUCGCGAGAUCGACCUUGCGAAUGUCAUUAGCGCGACCUUUGGUGUCGAGGUUGGAUGGCGCCCGUACAAGUAUUCUUCUUUUAUCCUGGACCUGGUCACGCACGUGGUCCAGCUCGGCCUUGGCUUUAUCCCCGGAGCAGGACCCCUUUUGUCUGUGGCCUUUGGCAUCGGACUACAGCUCCUCAACGACCCCGACACGUUCAAGGCGGAUAAUGUGCUAGAUAUUAGCGCCGCGGUCCUGUCGACAUUGAUCGCCUCGGCGGGGAAGUCGAAGAAGUAUGUUGCUCCAGGCUUCCUUCCCGGGGCGACUUUGUCAUCGACGAGGAUGGCGAGUAUGCGGAUGGCCCCUAUGGCUUUGACGUCGGCUUCGGAGGCUGAUGAUAUGAUGGCUGAUGAGGUUGAGACCAUCGAUGAGGGGGACGCCGCUGAGAAGAAGAAAGCUGGGGAGGAGGAGAAUGCACGGAUUACGGCAGCUAUUCAAGCGCAGCGGCAGGUUCUUGAGUUGAAGCUGGAUGAAGCAUUCCGGAGAGCAGGAUACUGA
Molecule: messenger RNA, 1146 nt
Organism: Colletotrichum lupini
Lineage: Eukaryota; Fungi; Ascomycota; Sordariomycetes; Glomerellales; Glomerellaceae
Exons: 2
Coding region: 1-1146 (381 amino acids)
Source: RefSeq, a predicted model, not a curated record